Molecule: messenger RNA, 5968 nt
Organism: Lymnaea stagnalis (great pond snail)
Lineage: Eukaryota; Metazoa; Mollusca; Gastropoda; Lymnaeidae
Source: the annotation of a GenBank genome assembly
AGUGUAGUAUAAAAGAUAAUACAUGGCCUUUUGAUGUUUUUUUUCUCUUAAUCACUAAAGUUUAGUAAUUGUAUAAGUAUAAUAGCCCUACUAUAAUUAUAAUAGUUUAUUAAUAGCCCUACAAAAAUACAAGACUAAGACUCUUCUUAAACUAUAAAUUGAUAUUCAUAGAAGAUGAAUCAAUAAUCAAUAUAACUGUUUUGUGCAAUAAAUAAAAGUUGGGUUUAAGAGAAUUCUUCACUCAAUGUUCAUUAAAACCAAAUGAAUUAAAUAUAAAUACCAAUAAAGGUAAGGGGUAAUAAGGGGAGAGACUGCAAUCAGGUUAGUACAAAAUAUAAUGAGUAAAACAGAGUAGGGUUAAACCUGAAAAAAUAAACGCAACAAAACAGCGAACGUGUCGGCAGAAAGCCUUCGUCAGCGAACAAAACAACAGAAAAAAACGGUAUAAAAAUAAAAAUAAGAAAUAGUACUUCCGUCCCGUCUUCAAACACUUCAAUAGUGGUGACCACCAGGGCAAGGCGGACUUUUCGAUAAGUGCGAUUGUGGCUAGCACGAGCACCGCCAGCCGGGUCAAUUUGGAACACAGACUUAUCCUGACUUACGGCACUUUGACAUCAGAUGGGAUUAAUGUUAUGUCUCUGUUCACAGCUUGACCCUAGCUCCGCCCCUCCACGUUGUGACCUAUCACAGUAAACUUUUCUCUCCCGCUUUUUUUCGCCGCUGCAUAUUUAAACUCUCACUCUUUUUCCUUCUGCCACACUUCUAUUUCUGCCCACAGAUACUAAUUACCAGCUAGUACUAUUUCUUAUUUUUAUUUUUAUACCGUUUUUUUCUGUUGUUUUGUUCGCUGACGAAGGCUUUCUGCCGACACGUUCGCUGUUUUGUUGCGUUUAUUUUUUCAGGUUUAACCCUACUCUGUUUUACUCAAUAAAGGUAAACCAUGUAGAUAUUUUAGAAUUUUCCAACACACUAAGACUGAACUAAUGAUAAUAAUAUAUUAGUAAUUAUUAUUACUUUUCAGGUUUUUUUACACUUGUCUACUCUACUAUUUGGACCUUAAUUAUAUGCAUUUAACAAUUUUAACAUAAUAAUAAAGAUGUUCCAGACAAACUUAAAAAAACAACAGGAUCUGAUCAUCAUGCUUAUUUAAUGCAUAAAAUAAAUAAGAUGGAAGAAGUUGAAGAGUUAGAGGAAAAUGAGCUUUUGGGGGGUCAAGAAGAAAGUUGCCAUAGGAAGAAUGACAUAGAUGAAACAGCUGAAGAUUUGAUGACUGACAUGAGACUAGAAGAUGAAAUAGAUGAAGUGAGAGCCAUUGAACCAGGUUUGUAUUUUUUAUCAAAUAGACCACUAUAUGCACUCAAUCAAAGUUAAUUUUAAUUUUAAAAUCUUUUUAAACUAAAAAUCUCAUUCUUUUUUAACACAUCCACCUUUUCUCUAUUUUUACAUCUUAGACUUAGAUUGGUGUGUUCAAAUUAUUUUGACAGCUAAUGUAGAAAUAUGAAAUAAUUAUUGUUCUUUGAAUCUGCACAUCUAUAGAUUUUAAUUGGACAUAUCACAUUGAAGUCUACCCAUGGAAUGCUGAUGACAUGACAGAAAACUUUGUUAGAAUUAUCAAGCUUGCACAGUUUUCACAGAUUUACAUGCGAAAAAAGGGAGUAGGGAAAGAAACUGAUGACUCAGAGAAAAUAGAUGAUAAACUGCCAGCAAGACAAAGAAAAGGGUAAACAUAAUUGGACUCAAUCAAGCUUUUAAAAUAGUUUUGAAAAGCACAAAUGAUGAUAGAGUUUGAGUUUGGGUGCAAAAAAACACCUAACAAUUGAAGCCUUAUUUUAAGCAGACAAAAAGGACAAAAAGCUGAACCAUUUUGACAAUCAAGUGAUUAGUUAAAUGUCAUUAAUAAGACAUAAGUAAAAUAAAACUACAAAUAAUUUGAAUUUAACAAAUUUAGGCCUAAACAAAAAAUUAAUAAUUUGUUAAUUUCAUCAACUUUUAAGCUGUUCAGGUAGCUGGGUAGCACAGUUAGCUAGUUUCCAAAUGUCAAAAAAAAUCCAAAUGCAUGCCAAAGUCAGAUGUCCUGGGUACAAAUGAUGGUACAAUAAAAAAAAUGCUGUCAUUAUAUUGUACCAGAAAAAAAAGUUAGAGAUAUUGAAACAACUUUUCAAGUGCGCUAAGCAACAUUUGGGUUCACAAAAACACAAUGUGCGCAAAUAUUAAGGGAGAACUUUCAUAAUAUUAAAAUAAUAAACUAGACGUAGCCUAACAAGGCACCAGACUUUCAGAUAGAAAUUAAAAAAAAAAAACACCUAAGACUAGUGCAAAAAGAACUUAAAGGCAGAAACAUUUUUUUAACUAAAUCUGUAUUGAGGUAUAAAUAGCUAUGUUUUAGAUUAGGCAUGUCAAACUGAGGGUCCGCCAGGGCCAUAAUAUGGGUCACAUUUGUGUUGUCAUGAGGGCCACAUAUGAAAAAUAACUGAGGUCAUUUAGUACAAAUUAUUGCAGAAUAUUUUUAUUACUUAAACUUAGAAACAUACUAUGCUCAUGCAAAAAGGUUUAGCCACUACCCACAUUCAUGAAUGCAAAGUAAUGAAGUAGUUAAACAAAAGAAGAAAACAUUUUUAAUGGUAAAAUAGACUUUUAUGCAACAGCAACAUAUACAUCGUUUUUUUUUCCCUGAGGCUUGACACCUGUUUUUAAUGACAAUUUUUGGUAUAUCUGUGCAGUUCUGACUUUGAUCAGGGAUGACUAGUGUUGAUCAUUCAGCCUUGUUCUCUAAGAGUUUUUGUUUAUUUCAUGAAAGAAAAUUUUUCAUAUGCAUAGGGAGAACUGAACAUUGCCGAAAUCCUUUUAGUCAACUUUCUAAAAGGUGAUUAGGCUAUUUCUAAGUUUAAAACAUUCUGAAACAAAAAAAAAAGAGCAUGCCAUUUUUCUGUGAAGGACGUGUGUUUAUCCAGUUUAAAUUAUAAAAAUUGCAAUUUAGGCAGUUAAAUGACAAAUUUACGGUAUCCUUUGUGCAGGCACAUAUUUGACAUACCUGUUUUAGAUACCUAAUCUUAAUUGUUGUCAUAUAAUUGUUCUAAUUAUUUUUAAAAAAAUUUUAAAUAUUAUUUUAAAAGCCACACAAAUGAUAUUUCUGAAAAUGAAAAAGUAUAUAAAAUUCACGAAAACCUGAAAAAUAUAAAAAUCUAGCUAAAUCUGGUAUUACAUGCAUUAAGAAGCUACAGGUGUUAAGGGCAUAAUUAAAACCUUGCUCUCUCCAUAGAUGCUUGCAUUUAUAUACAGAUACAAGUCAAAAUGCCAAAAAUAUAAUGAGGAGUGCUACAUGGAAAACAAUGACAGCCAAAGAGCUCACAUUUGAAAUCACCAAGCGAGGGCCAAAUGAUGGAGAAACUGAGUCAGGUAAAGUCCUGUCAUUUUAUCAACAGUGUUGUUAAGUUGGGAGGAAGCUUGUAUCUUAAGCAAAAGCCCAUUUACACAACAAAAAAAAAAAAUUAUUAAAAAAAAAUAAAAAUCUAUCUAUAAUAUCAUUUAUAAUGUUUUCUAACCCAUCAAUAGAUUACAUUUAAUAUACACAUUUUUGUUGGUUGCACUAUUACCAAGUUUGAUCAAAGAUAAUAUUUCAAAACAUUGCUCAACUGAAAGUAUUGUGGGUUAAAAAAAAAUAUAUUUCAUUUACAACAAAAAUACUAUAUUUUCAACAAAUUUUGAUUCAUUUCUUCUUUUAAUCUUAUGUUCAGCAUAUUUGGAACUUGACACAUACUCAGCAAGCAAGUCUCGAUUUAGGGACAAGCCCAAAGGUAUGUCUUUGAUCAGUUCAGUGUUAGCAUCAGAGACACAUCUAUGGUCUCUCUGUGAUAAAUUUAUUUGUUGACAUUAGAGACACAUGAAAGGUUUGCUUGUGACAACAUGAUUGAUUCCAAGCUGUGUCACUUUUCCAUUGACACUUUUUUUUUUUAUCAAAUUAUUUGUUCACUAUGUUCAACCCUUGUUGGGCAUAGAGUUAACAUUAUUUGGCUGAGAACUUAUGCCAUCUUUAAUUAGAAAUCUAAACCUCUAACCAACAUUUGGCAUGAAUCAAAAGUUUUUUUUAAGGAUAAAAAUAUAAGGAGGCAAAAAAUCAGCAUUAUACUUCUUCAAUUAAAUGUGAUGUCAGCAUUUCUGAUGUCUUAUUGUAGACUCAAAUUCUUACAUAUAAUUAACUCAAUUUUUCUUCUAAUUAAUCGAAGUGACCUCAAAAAUAUGUGUUAAGACAAACAAGUUAUGAGUUUCAAAUUAUUGAAGCUCAGUUUUAAUGUUUUCUGUGUAAAUUUUAAUUAACAUAUUUUAACAGGUCUUCAGUUUUAAUGAAGAUUCUUAAAAAGAUGUUAAAUAAAAAAAAAAAAAUUUGACCAACAAAAGAUAAGUGCUUAAAAUGUAAAAUUUUAGGUACAGUACCAUCAUCCACUGUAAAAGCAUUGAUAGCAAGGCUCCUGAUAUCUUGCUUUAAUGGUUUGUUCUGAAUGAUGCAAUGGUUUCAUUGUUGUGAAUGUUAAAUUGUCACAACCACAUGUUGGGUUGUGGGGUGCAUUUCAGGAGAAUUAAAGGAUCGCUCUGCUAAAGUAUCCAACCUCCCGGGAACUAUUUCUCGGGAAUUCCUAGACGUGGUGUUCAGUCGAGCUUAUGCUGUGAUUGGGGGCACCACGGUCAGGGAAUACUUGAAAGAAAAAGAAGGCAGACUACAUGAGAAGCUUCAUGAAUUGAAAGAUUUUAAUGGGUAAGGACCAACAAGUAACUUUUUCUUAUUCAAUAUUGUGUAGAAUUUAAACAGUAUCACACUGACUUAUUGUGUAGAAUUCAAACAGUAUCACACAGACUUAUUGUGUAGAAUUCAAACAAUAUCACAAUGACUUAUUGUGUAGAAUUCAAAGGAUAUCACGCUGACUUAUCAGAUGUAGUAACUAUGUUUAGAAAAAAAGUACUAAAAUAAAUAAAGGGAUUCUAAUUGUUUGUCAUGUCUUGUAAAAAGCUAGUCACUGAAUUUCUAUUACACUGUUAUACAAUGUGUAUAAUAGAGUCUACUUUAUUUAGUUAAUGGUUAAUGGAGACAGCCAUUUCAGUAGGUCCAAUCUAAGAAAUUUAAAUACAAUAAAAUUGAAUGGACAGUGCUUUGUUUGGGACAAAAAGCCAGUUUACCAGGACCAUGUUUCACUGAUAGUUGUAAAUCAAAAGAAAAUCUUUAAAAAAUUUUGAAAUGCUGUUCUAAUUUCAUUCUGAUUUUAAGUUAUCAAAGUUCGAUGUGUAAAACACAGUGGAUAACAAAACCCACAUCUAUUUGAAAAUCCAAAUAUUUUGGGGGUACAUAGAUGGUAGUGUACCAUAGUGCUUCAAUAAAAUACAUAAUUUUAGGACCCACUAGCUUUAAAAUAUUUGCAAAAAUUACCACCAUAUAACACUGAACGUAACUACAUGUGACAAUUCACCCCUGCUAUACAUCACCAUUCACAUAUAAACACAACAAUACACCACUAUCAACAACUAAACACUAUAAUACACAUCACCAUACACAUCUUAACACUACAAUGCAUCACCUUACACAUAUAAGCACUACAAUACAUUACCUUACACAUAUAAACACUACAAAACACCACUAUAUGCAUCAUUAUUUAUUAACUGUGUUUUGGUCAGUGAUGUUGGAAGAAAUGGAUUGGCUACGUCUGAAGUAGCUUUUGUCAAACAAAAUUACUGAAUAUCUUAUUUGUAUGAAAAAUUGAUGAGAGUUUGUCUCACUUUAAAAAAAAAAAUUUGUUUAAAAAUUAUUUGUAAUUGAUAAAGACAUUUUGAUAUAAUUAUGUUCAAACAUUUCAGGAGCCUAGACUUUGACUGCCUGGGGAGAGGGAGCUGCAGAGCUUUUGUUCUUGCCCACAAAAAUGUUUACAUUGGAAGCCAGAGAAUCUCCAUAGAAGCCAAUGAUAAAGAGACCAUGGGUAAGUGA